Messenger RNA from Copidosoma floridanum, 2849 nucleotides. Its product is annotated as acetylcholinesterase. Gene Ontology annotation, biological process: choline metabolic process; acetylcholine catabolic process. Gene Ontology annotation, cellular component: plasma membrane. NCBI's taxonomy places the organism in Eukaryota, Metazoa, Arthropoda, Insecta, Hymenoptera, Encyrtidae. Gene Ontology annotation, molecular function: acetylcholinesterase activity. The record is from RefSeq and is a predicted model, not a curated record.
AACGGAAAAUGAGGGCCCGAGGCCAGAGGCCCGAAGUGAUGUAGAGGAGCCAACAGACCGGAGAAUCAGUAUCGCAGUCGGAGCAGUAGUGGUACAGUUAGUAGCGUAGAGGAAGAUAAAUAGAGAGAGAGCAAAGGUGUCCACCAGGCAGUUAUCGUCCCAAGGUUUUGCUUCCACGUCUACCGUCGCCGGCUUCUCGGCGUCCACUUCGAACCCUACGUGGUUCAACAUCCUUCCCUUGGCUGGAAAAACCGCUGCACGAGAAGGAUGUCGCACCAGCAUCACCCGGAGCGUAGGUGGCCGAUGCGGGGAUACCUGGUGCUGCUGUCGCUCCUUUUGGUGCUCGAGCUCGGGCUGGGCUCGCCCUCCCACCGAGGCCGUCACCACGCGCCGUCCGACCUCGAGCUCCAGCAGGCCAGCCAGCAGCACCUGCAGGACGACGAGCCCUCCGCGCUCAGAUCGAUGGAGGCCGAGGCGUCGAUGGCCGUGGCAGCCGCCGCCGCCGAGGCCGCCGUCGAAGGGAUGCUGCCACGAGCCGAGCACUUGACCGGCGCCAAGCUCGCCUCGGCCUCCCAGACCGCGGAGGAUGACGACCCGCUCGUCGUCAGGACCAAGAAGGGCAGAGUCAGGGGCGCCACGCUCACCGCGACCACCGGCAAGAAGGUCGACGCAUGGUUCGGGAUACCUUACGCCCAGAAGCCCAUCGAUAAAUUGAGGUUCCGCCACCCCCGGCCUGCCGAAAAGUGGGAGGGCGUCCUCAACGCCACGAAGCCGCCCAACAGUUGCGUCCAGAUCCUUGACACGGUAUUCGGCGAUUUUUCCGGGGCCAUGAUGUGGAACCCCAACACGCCCCUCAGCGAGGACUGCCUCUACGUGAACGUCGUCGCGCCCAGGCCCAGGCCGACUAACGCCGCUGUCAUGGUAUGGAUAUUCGGUGGUGGCUUCUACUCGGGCACGGCGACGCUGGACGUGUACGACCACAGGACCCUCGUAUCCGAGGAGAACGUGAUCCUCGUGUCUAUGCAGUACCGCGUGGCCAGUCUCGGUUUCCUUUACUUCGGCACCUCCGACGUCCCCGGCAACGCUGGAAUGUUCGACCAGAUGAUGGCCCUCCAGUGGGUACGCGACAACAUAGCCGCCUUCGGUGGCAACCCCGACAACGUUACCCUGUUCGGCGAGAGCGCCGGUGCCGUCUCCGUCUCGCUGCUCCUGCUCUCGCCGCUGUCGAGGCACCUGUUCAACCAGGCGAUAAUGCAGUCUGGCUCGGCAACGGCACCCUGGGCCAUAAUAUCCCGGGAGGAGUCGAUAACCCGUGGCCUGCGGCUCGCCGAGGCGGUGAAUUGUCCGCACGAGCGUAGCAACCUGCGAGACGUCAUAGACUGCCUGCACACGAAAAAAGCCGUGGACCUCGUGAACAGCGAGUGGGGCACUUUGGGCAUAUGCGAGUUCCCGUUCGUGCCGGUGAUGGACGGCGCCUUUCUCGACGAGACGCCCCAGAACUCGAUGAAAACGGCCAGCUUCAAGAAGACCAGCAUACUCAUGGGCUCCAAUACCGAGGAGGGCUUCUACUUUAUCAUUUACUACUUGACCGAGUUGUUCAGGAUCGACGGGACGGAGGACGUGAAGGUGUCGAGGGAGGAGUUCGUGCGGGCGGUCAGCGAGCUCAAUCCCUACGUCAACCCGAUCGGAAGAUCGGCCAUCAUGUACGAGUACACGGACUGGCUGAGACCCGAUGAUCCGGACGCAAAUAGAAACGCCCUCGACAAGAUCGUUGGGGAUUAUCACUUCACGUGCAACGUCAACGAGUUCGCGACGAGGUACGCCGAGACGGGGAACAAGGUCUACAUGUACUAUUACACGCACAGGUCGGUGAACAAUCCAUGGCCAAGGUGGACGGGCGUGAUGCACGCAGACGAGAUAAGUUACAUAUUCGGCGAGCCACUCGACCCUAAAAAAAAGUACACGCAAGACGAGGUGUACUUGUCCAAGAGGAUGAUGAGAUACUGGGCUAACUUUGCGAAAACUGGCGAUCCAAACUCUGGCGACGACGGCUCGUCCUGGACAGAAACAGCCUGGCCGAUACACACGGCCGACAAAAAGGAGUACCUGACCCUCGACAUCAACACAACGGAGAUCGGCUACGGUCCUCGGGCGAGGCAGUGCGCCUUCUGGAAGAAGUACCUGCCGCAGCUGCUCUCCUCCACUUCAAAGCUCGAGCAAUCGUCCAAGGAGACCUGCAGUGGCUCGUCCCCCGUCCGACUGGACUCGCGAGGGGCCUGCCUCCUCCUGAUGUCCCUGUUGACGAUGGGCCUGCGCGCCCUGUCCGGGGCCUCGCAGCUCUGGCCCCACCCCCGCGGACCGGUCUAGCUCCCGGCCGAGCUGGCCCCCACGACGCCGGCGGCCGUACCCAACACCACCGCGAUCAUAUCAAGCCUCGAGCUGCGUCUGCCGGCGUCCCCGACCACCACUGAUCACGCGACUGUUACCACUGGCCUGCCAGAGCUGGCCCACCCGCAACACUGACAUAUCAGCAACGACAGCAGCACCGGUGCCGAGCAGCUGGACCAGCGACAAGGGCUGGCGUCCACGUCGUGGGACGAGGGUUACGUCAACGCGACGGAGGAGAGCACCGAGGAGGACGCGUCGAAUGGGACGAGCACCGAUGCUGCGCUUCCGACGAGCGAAUCGGCCUGACGAUCGGGCGACGAGGUGGUGACAGGAGCUCAAGGCGCUUAACUUGCUUUUCUUUCCCCCCCCCCCCUUUCCUUUCUUGAAUUUGUCGAGGAUCGUCGGUCCUGUACGUUACGCGUAGUGUAGGUGGAUGAUCAUUCGUUGAUUUUUUUUUUUUU